CGUAACAAUAUUCCGUGUCCAUUUGAAUUGUAAAACAUAACCAAACAAUUUGUUGUGUAUAAACUGAACGGACGGUUGUGUUCGAUUCUUAUUCGAAUAAAUGUCAAUGGAAAGCGCGACGAAUUCAAUCAUUACAACGCAAAACCAACAAUAACAAUCAUCCAGAAACACAUACAAAUAAGAUGGAAAUCGUAUUUUUCUCGCUCAUAACAAUUCGAUAGGCCAAGAUAUUAUACAUUCGAACACCACAUCGAAUGACACAUCUCUUCUCUUAUUUGUGUGCUAAAUCCGGUCACACAGCUGAUUUUGAUAAAAGUGAAGAGAAUGAAAAAAAAAUGUGACAUGUGAAAUGAAAUUCAAACGCAGUUGAGACAACAAAAACAUUGAAGAAGAAGAAGCAGCAGCAGCAGUACAGACUGAAUGAAAGAGAGAAAAUAAAUAGUGACAAAAAGUGUAGCACAGAAACAAUGAAUGUUUGUCAUUCAGCAGUAUGCACCAGUAGUGAUCGUGUGUGAAUUUUGAUUUUGAGUGCAAAUUUUAUAUUUUCUGGAUGGAAUUUGAAAACUCAAUUAGCAUAUAAUUUUGUGAUAUGAUAGUGUAAAAUCUCGAACACUUGUGUUUAGUCGAGGAUUGACUAAACCAAACGUUUUGAUUUCGGUGGAAUCACACCGCAAAUGUGCACCACUUCCAUUUGCGUAUCCAAUUUGUGUACAGCGCUUAUUACAAAUAUUUAUUGUUGUUAUUUUAUUGAGAUAAGCCGAUAAAUUACCACGAAAUGAUGAUGAUAUAAAUGUGAUUUAAGUGUGACAACUGAGAAAAAAAUUAAGCUCAUUUUUGAUAAAACUCUGUUAUUUCAUUGUCACUACUCGUGAUUUAUGUGAAACACUAUAAUAACAACAGCAACAACAAGCGCCCACAACGACUACAUAGGGAUCAGGUGUUAUUAAAAGGAAAUCAUCCAUCCGGUGUGAGUUUCAGAACGUGAACAAUUCUUGAGAUGAAUACAACACUGUCGCCAAUCAUGGAUGAGACACUGCGUUACAUUUACUCUGAAGUUAUCGAACGUUACACACCUGAAUAUAUCAAAUCAAUUGAAUUUGAGUACACGCCAUGGGUAUUCUCAAUAUUGGGAUCCAUCGUAAUUGGACUUAGUGGAAUAUUUCCGUUGUUAAUCAUCCCGUUGGAUGCGGGCGGUUCCCAAUUUAAUGAUCCGGCUGAAUCAAAAUCUCUCAAGGUAUUAUUGAGUUUUGCCGUUGGUGGACUGCUUGGUGAUGUAUUUUUACAUUUGUUACCCGAGGCUUGGAGUUCUGAUCUUUCUCAAAAAACCGCAGGUAAAUACAGUCAAUUACAAUACAAAGAAAAAUUUAAACGGUUCUUGUUUUGUUUUUGUUUGCUUUGGUUCCGAACCAUAGAUGGUCAUCCAUCGAUGCGAAGUGGCCUUUGGGUAUUGGGCGGCGUUCUAAUAUUUACCAUUGUUGAGAAAAUAUUCUCGGGUUAUGUAAACGCUGACGAAAGCAAUCCACAACCAAAAUGUGUGGAAAUUGCAAAUUGUUUAUUACGAAAAAGUGGUGGAAAAAUUCCCGACAAUAAAGAUGGUUUGGUUUGUGCACAAAAUGGUUCGUGUGACAUUGAAGAUGUUCCAAAUGGAUGCUUUUUGGCCGGAAAAUCACACGAAAAGAAGGAAAAUCAACCGAAUAAAAUUGCCGGCUAUCUUAAUUUACUUGCCAAUUCGAUUGACAACUUUACGCACGGUUUGGCCGUGGCUGGAUCGUUCUUAGUUUCAUUUCGUCAUGGUCUAUUGGGAACGUUUGCCAUUUUGUUACACGAAAUUCCGCAUGAAGUGGGUGAUUUUGCGAUUCUAUUACGAUCGGGCUUUAGCCGUUGGGAUGCAGCCAAGGCGCAAUUAUUAACAGCUGGUGCCGGUUUGGUUGGUGCACUGGUUGCAAUUGGUGGUACAAAUGUGACGAGCGCAAUGGAAGCACGAACUUCAUGGAUUAUGCCAUUUACAGCCGGCGGUUUUUUGCACAUCUCAUUAGUUACCGUUUUACCGGAUUUACUCAAAGAGACCGAUUCACGAGAAUCAAUUAAACAAUUGUUCGCAUUAUGUGCUGGCAUUGGUGUUAUGGCUUUUAUGACAAUUGUUUUUGAAUCGUGAGCACACACUAUCACACUUUAAACGGUGUGUUUGUGCGUAUGUCGGCCAUCGAACUAUAUGGAAAAUAUGAAUCACAAGCUCAAGUCACACAGCAAAAAAAAAAAUAACAACAACAAUAUCAUUUAAAAUAAAAGUGGAGUGUAUUUACACCACUUUGCACUUGUAAAAUACUUUAGUUCUGAUAAUUACUCUAUUAUUACGUAUUUCUUAAAAAAAAAACACAAAGCAAUUAUUCUUAUUGUAUUUGUCACAUUAAGAAUUUCGAAUUGAAAGGGAACUGUUAAAUCAAAUUCUGUAGUGUGUAACUUGUGAACAAACUUUAGGCUAACCGUGAUUAAAUAGCAAAAAAUAAAUAAAUAAUUUGAUUAGAAAUGAAAAUUGUUUACAAAAAAAACAAGCAAAAUAUUUUGUAUAAAGGAAAGAACUGAACUGUAACCGACUAUAGGCAUACAAAAUCACUAAAAGAAAAUGAAACGAUGCAACAGACUUGAUCUGUUCCAUCCUAAGAAACAGAAAUUCAAACUGAACAAAUCUUUAAUAUAGUGAAUUUAGUUUCAUAACUGAUCAAUAUUCUUUUUUUGUAUAACAAUUAGUUAGUACAUAUUUGCCAUAUAUGACUCACAAAUAUAUUUCAACAUGCUCAAUUUGUUGCAAUGCAUAAUUUGGUUUAUGGUGCACGCCUUUGCCAGUAUGCAAAUCUAA
Contarinia nasturtii (swede midge) is the source of this 2857-nucleotide messenger RNA. It is a transcript of the gene Zip99C, whose product is annotated as zinc transporter ZIP13 homolog. The transcript has 5 exons. Gene Ontology annotation, molecular function: zinc ion transmembrane transporter activity. NCBI's taxonomy places the organism in Eukaryota, Metazoa, Arthropoda, Insecta, Diptera, Cecidomyiidae. Gene Ontology annotation, cellular component: membrane. The record is from RefSeq and is a predicted model, not a curated record. Gene Ontology annotation, biological process: intracellular zinc ion homeostasis; zinc ion transmembrane transport. The coding region runs from base 998 to 2155 and encodes 385 amino acids.